Lolium perenne is the source of this 663-nucleotide messenger RNA. RefSeq names its product polyubiquitin-like. The record is from RefSeq and is a predicted model, not a curated record. Lineage: Eukaryota; Viridiplantae; Streptophyta; Magnoliopsida; Poales; Poaceae. Gene Ontology annotation, molecular function: protein binding.
AUGCAUCUGUUUGUGAAGAGCCCCACGGGCAGGACAAUCUGCCUCAGGGUCAAGCCAUCUGAUACACUGUAUACUGUCAAGGCAAAGAUUCAGGAACAACACCGCCUUUUCUUCGACGGGGUGCAGCUAGAUGACAACCUUACAUUGGCUGAUUAUGGCAUCCAGCAUCAGUCCAUGCUUGACCUCCAAGAAAACAUGCAAAUCUAUAUAAUGGAGACACAGACAGGCAAGAUGAUCACCCUCGAGGUUGACAGCUUGGAUACUAUUGACAAGGUGAAGUCCAAGGUUCAAGAUAAGGAGGGCUUUCUCAAGGGUCAGCAGUGCCUCAUCUUUGCCAACAAGCAGCUGGAGGACGACCGCACCUUGGCAGAGCUCAACAUAUGGAAGGAGUCGACUCUUCUCCUUGUCCUCCACCCUGUCAGCCCAGGUAAGAUGCCCAUCUAUGUGCAGUGUGAAGAUGGAAAGAUCAUCUCUCUUGAGGUUGAGGGAUCAGAUACCAUCGACAGCGUGAAGAUGAAGAUCUAUCAGGUGGACGGUACUCGCCCGAUACAACAACGCCUCCUCUAUGCAUCCAAGCUGCUGGACGGCCGCCGCACCCUAGAGGAUUAUAACAUUCAGAGGGAAUCUAGGCUUGAUAUGCUGCUGUGUCUAUGUGGUUGUUGA